CCCAUUACUCGAAUGCAGCGUUUGUCCUCUGGUAUCUCCUCCGCCUGGAACCUUUCACUUCCCUACAUCGGGAAUUUCACUCGGGACAUUUCGAUUUGCCCGACCGGCAGUUCCGCUCCCUCCGCACCGCUUACCAGGGUUGUGUGACCAACCCCAACGACGUGAAGGAGCUCAUUCCGGA
This is a messenger RNA of Nannochloropsis gaditana CCMP526, 181 nucleotides long. RefSeq lists its product as uncharacterized. The record is from RefSeq and is a predicted model, not a curated record. The annotation marks the transcript as partial. The transcript has a single exon.